Monoraphidium neglectum is the source of this 2250-nucleotide messenger RNA. RefSeq names its product peptidase M16 domain protein. Gene Ontology annotation, biological process: regulation of transcription by RNA polymerase II. The coding region runs from base 1 to 2250 and encodes 749 amino acids. The record is from RefSeq and is a predicted model, not a curated record. The transcript is spliced from 11 exons. Lineage: Eukaryota; Viridiplantae; Chlorophyta; Chlorophyceae; Sphaeropleales; Selenastraceae. Gene Ontology annotation, cellular component: mediator complex. Gene Ontology annotation, molecular function: metal ion binding; transcription coregulator activity.
AUGAUGAUCUUCCCCAGCUGUCGGGCGUGGCGACCCUUCAGAGGCGGGAAACGGGUUGAAGCUGCUCGUGGCAUCGCACGCCGGCGAUCGUGUGGCGCGAUCCCCGAGGGCACUGGGCCGGUGCCGCCCACGCAUCCCGAAACGGAUGGCCGAGUGGCGCCCAUUUCCACCCCCGCGGCUCGCCUUCCCGUUGCGGCCGCCACCGCCGCGCUCGCCUCGACCCUGCUAGCAAUUGGCGCGCUGCAACCCCAAGCUGCCGCCGCCUUCCAGCUGCCCUCGCCGGCGGAGGUACUGCAGAGCGCCGCUGCCGUCACCGCGAGGUGGCGCGCCAACGCAGGCGCGUCGGGCUCUGCGACCGCCCCCAGCCUCACCCCGCCCGCUCAGCAGGCGCAAGACCGGCCUGCUGGCGAGGCCGGCUUGCAGCCGCCGCCAUUGGACACGACGCCAGCCCCUGUGCCGAGGCAGCUGAGUGGCGCGCGUGCGCCAGGAGUGCAGGCCAGCGACGGCGAGGGCCGCGGCGCAGGCUUUGAGCAGCAGCAGCAGGAGCAGCAGCAGGAGAAGGAGCAGCAGCAGAAGGAGCAGCAGCAGGUAAAGGAGCAGGAGGAGGCAGCGGCGCCCAUUGUAUUUGCCCCGAUGGAUGCGACGCUGGCGCCGACGACGCGGCUUAGGGAUCCAGGGGAGCCCGCAACCGCAGCGCAACCGGACGCUGGCGACGUGCGGGGCAGCGGCGGCGGCAGCGGCGCGGCUGCGGCGGCUGUUGAGGCUGCAGCCGGCAGCCUGCAGUUUCCUCCGAUGGACCCGGGGGUCGCGCUGCCGCCACCUGUUGAACUGCAGCAGCAGCAAGAUCCCCAACAGCAACAGCAGCAGCUGCUGCUGCAGCAGCAGCAAGGCUUGCAGGCGGGCAUCCAGCCGCUGCAGGGGGGCGCGCUGCUGCUGGACGAUGCUCGCAUCCAGGGCGUCUACGAACGCCUGCCGCAGCUGCCCGUCGACGCGCCCCCCCUGCCGCCCAUCCAGGCCCCCGACAUCAAACGGGUUACGCUGGCCAACGGCCUGCGGGUGCUCUUACUAAGGGAUGACGAGGUCCCGUUGGUCAGGGGCGGCCUGCUGCUGGCGGGCGGGCAGGCGGCCAGCCCUGGGGACCAGGUUGGUCUCGCCAGCAUCACCGCUGCCGUGCAGCGGUCUGGCGGCUCGCUGCAGCACCCUGGCCCCGCCCUGGACGACAGGCUAGAGGACCUGGCGGCUGCGAUUGAGGUUUCGGCAGGGCCCAGGGCUAUUACGCUCGAGUUCCAGGUGCGCCGCAUGCUGGACGGCGUCUCAAUGCCUGACCCUUUUCCGCCGCUCCUGCUGCAACUGCUGCUGCUGCUGCUGCUGCUGCUGCUGCUGCUGUGUGCGUCCGAGGAUGUCGGCGAGGUGCUUUCCCUGCUGUCCGAGGUUGCCAGGCAGCCGGCCUUCCCAGAGGCACGGCUCGACGUCACACGGAGCCAGGUUCUUGAGAACCUGUCCCAUCGCGACGAUGUGGGCUCCGCCGUGGCGCGCAGGGAGGUGCGGAAGCUGGUGCUGGGGGCCGACAGCCCCUGGGCGCGCACGCCCACCACAAAAGGCGUCGCGUCCAUCAGCCGGCAAGACCUGCAGGAGUUUUGGGCGGCGUGGGAGCGCCCCGACGCGGCCGUGCUGGGUAUCGUGGGCGACUUUAACCCCGCCACCCUGGAGGCGCAGAUUCGCGGCGCGUUUGGCGACUGGGCGCCCGCGCCGGGGCAGCCGCAGGCGCCCAGGACGGCGCCCGAGGGCCGCGCGUUGGUGUCGCAAGCGGCGGGGCUGGCGGAGCAGCAGCAGCAGCAGCAGCAGCAGCAGCAGCAGCAGCAGCAGCAGGAUCCGCAGGGGGCAGGGGCCGAGGCGGGGCUGGGCCUGCGGCGCGUGCUGGGCGCGGCUUCGUCCGCGCCGCCGCCGGCCGCCAAGCUGACGCGCGCGAAGCAGGAGAAGCUCAACAGCUUCGUCUUCAACUUUGCGACACCGUCGGCCCAGCUGCAGCGCGCAGCUGCGUACGAGCUGCUGGGCAUCCCGCAGGACUUCCUUUUCGCAUACAGGGCCGGCAUCGAAGGCGUCGCCGCCUCCGACGUGAUGCGCGCCGCCGCCGCCCACCUGCACCCGCAGCGCCAGGCGGCCGUUGUCGUCGCAGACGCAGCGACCGCGGCGCCGGCGCUCCGCGCGGCCGGGUUUGAGGUGCAGCGGCUGGCACUGCUGCAGGACUAA